This is a messenger RNA of Fusarium keratoplasticum, 1518 nucleotides long. RefSeq lists its product as uncharacterized. The transcript is spliced from 2 exons. Lineage: Eukaryota; Fungi; Ascomycota; Sordariomycetes; Hypocreales; Nectriaceae. The record is from RefSeq and is a predicted model, not a curated record. Bases 1 to 1518 code for a protein of 505 amino acids.
AUGGGGGACGCCCGAUCCGCUAUGAACCUCUCUACUGUCAACACCACCGACCUCAAUGAGGCCGAGGAACCGUCCUCCGAUGAUGACACCGCUGCCUGCCUGAGCGACGACGAAAUUUGUAUGGCCCUUGGCCUUGGAGAGGCCAGCAAUUGGGCUAGGCGACAAGUGGGUGUUGCUUCUCGCACCAUUUACGAGACGACCAAACAAUGGCCAUGGGAGUGGGUUGGCCUCCACCCACCAAAGUUCUGGAAGCUUAAUAUGGUGCGAUGCCUAGCUCGAGUGCUUCAACAUGUUGCCAGGAACACAUCGGGGUCAAAUGGUCCCAGGAACAAGCCUACCUUCGGGGAUGUGAGGGUCUAUAUCCGGGAGUGUGCUCAUACACGAGGGAAGCUUGCCCCGUUCAAGUCGAGUGAUGUUGGCAAUGCACUGCAGUAUUUUGCGAGGAGACAAAGGGAAUCCGAAGCAGCAGCAGAGGAGAAGAAGCCUGGGUCUUGUGGGAGAAGCCAAGCUGAUGUGGAGGAAGAGCAGGACGAAGAACACGUGGACAACUCCAUUGCCAAAGGGGAACAACGCAACCGCGCUCGAGAUACCGAUAAUCAGUGCGACAAAGACAACAGUGGCCAGGCCCACAAGAACUCCAAAGCCAGUGCGCCGCCUCUCUCAAUGUCCAACAACCCAGGCGUCGUCGCCGUUCCAGAAAAGAUGGUCGAAUUCAAAUCUCUCAAUGCCGUCCACGGUGCUGUGGCUCCAUCCACCUCGUCAAAGAAGCGUGCUCAUCCAGAAGAUACAUCUUCGAACCCAGCUAGUGCCGCACCUGACAGACCUGCUCAAAAGCGUUGCUUGGGUAGGAACGAGUCAAUCGAUGAAUCCGAACCUGUUGUUCCCCCUCCUAAAGACACAGCCGCGACAAUGACUAAGGAGGAAGAACUGGCAACGCUUCACGCUGUGGUCGAAAGAAGACAAACCGAGUCUGGACAAGAAGCCACAAACAUGAUGGCGAAAGCACAUACCUUAAGGGACAAACUGAAGGGUCAAAAGGCAUCCCUGAAGGCCGGAACAAUUGCUACGUAUGACCCCCGAGUGAAACUUGAAAUCUAUCACUUGGCCCGAAUCGAAUCGAGAGAUAAACUCCACAUAUUGCAACAAACGAUCGAGCGGUACCAAGCAAACCAGAGUCUACACGCAACAAUCGAUCACGAAACGCGCGAAUUGAUUGUGACGGGCCACGAGCGAAGACUAAACGGGAUGAAACAACAACUUGAUAAGGCCGAGGCGCGUGUUGAACGGGGUCAGCGCGUUAUCGACACCGAGGUGGAGGAAGCCAAAAAACGCAUUGAGAAGAACGAGGCUGAGUUGCGUAACACGGAGGAGGAUAUGGCACGAGCUGAGAACGAGCAGAAACGAUGGCUUUGUAUCAAGAGCCUCGCUGCCAUGGAAGCGGACGACCUGGGAAAGGUGAUGGCGGGCUUUGAGAAGGAAGGGCAGGGGCUUCUUGAGCGACUCGAGAAGCGUGAUUAA